Molecule: messenger RNA, 4922 nt
Organism: Peromyscus leucopus (white-footed mouse)
Lineage: Eukaryota; Metazoa; Chordata; Mammalia; Rodentia; Cricetidae
Gene: Rps6ka3
Product: ribosomal protein S6 kinase A3
Exons: 21
Coding region: 1655-3790 (711 amino acids)
Biological process (GO): protein phosphorylation; intracellular signal transduction
Molecular function (GO): ATP binding; ribosomal protein S6 kinase activity; magnesium ion binding
Source: RefSeq, a predicted model, not a curated record
AUGUAUAGUCUGAUGAAGUACCUCAUGUUCAGACUAUAGUAGUACAUUAGGUGGAUGUCCUAAUUUGCUGCCCUGUUGGAGCUUCUUAAGACUUAAGUGAUUCAUGAGAGAGGGAGAAUUUUAUGAAAAGCUUAUAAGUGCUUUCCUUACUGAAAAACAGAGUCAUGUGUUUUUAACUAAGACAAGUGUGCAGUCAUCUGAGUAUAUAAGUCAAAGAUCUAUGGUAGACAUUUAUUUUAGUUGAUUCUAAUGUAUUUGGUGAUGUAGCAUUUUUUAAAAAUUAUUCUCCAUUUACAUGAUGCCCUUGCCAUGAAAAUUUGAUGUAGCAAGAAGAACCCUCGCUUUUUAUUUAGCACAUAAUGGGCACUAUAUUAUAGCUCAAUCGAUAAGUGCUUAGCUGAGCCCCAACUCUAGAGAACUCUGUCGCCAAAAAUGUGCCUAGCUCUGCCAUAGUCUCUUCAUCCUGAAAGUUAGCUUAUUCUUACUGCUCCUCCUCCUCCCCACUUUCCAUGUCCUGAGGAUUGAAGCCUCGGGUUCUAUACAUGCUACACAACAUGAUCACUGAGCUACACCCUAAGGCCCAUAUUCUGGAUGUUUUCAGAGUCUCUUUGGGUUUGAACUUUCAGUGAUUUUAUUUAAUUUUGUAAGCUAUGUAGAUUAGCACUUGAGGUUUUUCUUGGAUCCACAUAUAUUAAAUUUACAUUAGAUCACAUCAUGUAUCUGCUGAUCCUUUGGUUAUUUUAAGUGCCACUUACAGUGAUUCUGAGUAUUGGCAUAAUUUAAAAAUAUUUUCCAAUGCAAAAAUGCCAGUAAGUGAAAUGAGGAAGGGCUGAUAUAGAAGCUAGGCUCUGCCUUCCUUUCCAGCUUAGUUUCUUGGAAAUAUGUUUUUGCUCACUAAUAAACCCAGAGGUUGGACUUUUUAAUUUAGAUUUUAUCAGCUGAGAAUUGAAUUUUAGUUACUAGAGCCUUGCCUUUAACAUGUAAGUUCCAUUUCUAUUCAUUUGUGAUGGAAAGAAUUUGUCCUUUAGUCUAAAAGGUUGUUGUUUUUUGUUUUGUUGUGUUUUGCAUGUAGCCUUUGUUUUCUAAGCAUAGUUAUGAAACUCUUCCUUACUGACAGGGAACACCCAUGGCAUGGCUAUAUAUAUCUUGAAAGUCAUCUUGAGGCCAUGUCUUGUAUAUGGGUAUAAACAAUACAAAGGCUAAAUUCCCACUUGUGCAUCAGCAACUUUUAUUAUUUUAAAGGCAGUGACUAGUUUCACUUGCUUUUAAGAGUCAUAGUUAAGAAAUACUGCCAUUUCUCAGGAUUCUAAAAUGGCAUUCGUUUUACUGGUUGUAAAAAUUGUUAGGACUGCUGGGAAUCAGGAGAAAAAAAACACUUCAACAGGAUUUGGUUAUCAGCAAAUCUGUUGCAGUUUCCUGUUCUGGCCUCCCUACCUAUCAGCUACAAGAGAGCCUCUGUAGGCAGGUUUCUCCUUUCUUUUACCACAGGAAAACUGUCCAGCCUUUUUUUCUAGCAUUUUCAGGACCCGCCUGACAGGAAAUUUUCUAAUUGCCGGAACAGCUGGUAGGAGCAGACUUUGCAGGGCUUGGCCUCCUCUUUCUAACUUAAGUUUUACCAUCAGGAAUUCUUUAUCAGCAGCAUGGGUUCGUAGCCAUGUUUAAAUUUUUGUCUUUUCGUGUUCGCUCUAUACAGGAAGAAGGCAGUAUCAAAGAAAUUGCAAUCACACAUCAUGUGAAGGAAGGACAUGAAAAGGCAGAUCCUUCCCAGUUUGAGCUUUUGAAAGUAUUAGGGCAGGGAUCAUUUGGAAAGGUUUUCUUAGUUAAAAAAAUCUCAGGCUCUGAUGCUAGACAGCUUUAUGCCAUGAAGGUAUUAAAGAAGGCCACACUGAAAGUUCGAGACCGUGUUCGGACAAAAAUGGAGCGUGAUAUCUUGGUAGAAGUCAAUCAUCCUUUCAUUGUCAAAUUGCAUUAUGCUUUUCAAACUGAAGGGAAGUUGUAUCUUAUUUUGGAUUUUCUCAGGGGAGGAGAUUUGUUUACACGCUUAUCCAAAGAGGUGAUGUUCACAGAAGAGGAUGUCAAAUUCUACUUGGCUGAACUUGCACUUGCUUUAGACCAUCUGCAUAGCCUGGGAAUAAUCUAUAGAGACUUAAAACCAGAAAACAUACUUCUUGAUGAAGAAGGUCACAUCAAGUUAACUGAUUUUGGCCUAAGUAAGGAGUCUAUUGACCAUGAGAAGAAGGCUUAUUCUUUUUGUGGAACUGUGGAAUAUAUGGCUCCAGAAGUAGUCAAUCGUAGGGGUCAUACUCAGAGUGCUGACUGGUGGUCUUUCGGUGUGUUGAUGUUUGAAAUGCUCACUGGUACACUACCUUUCCAAGGAAAAGAUCGUAAAGAAACAAUGACUAUGAUUCUUAAAGCCAAGCUUGGGAUGCCACAGUUUCUGAGUCCUGAAGCCCAGAGUCUUUUACGAAUGCUUUUCAAACGGAAUCCUGCAAACAGAUUAGGUGCUGGACCAGAUGGAGUUGAAGAAAUUAAAAGACAUUCAUUUUUCUCAACAAUAGACUGGAAUAAACUUUAUAGAAGAGAAAUUCACCCACCUUUUAAGCCUGCAACUGGCAGGCCUGAAGAUACAUUUUAUUUUGAUCCUGAGUUUACUGCAAAAACUCCCAAAGAUUCACCUGGCAUUCCACCUAGUGCUAAUGCACAUCAGCUUUUUCGGGGGUUUAGUUUUGUUGCUAUUACCUCAGAUGAUGAAAGCCAAGCUAUGCAGACAGUUGGUGUGCAUUCAAUUGUUCAGCAAUUACACAGGAACAGUAUUCAAUUUACUGAUGGAUAUGAAGUAAAAGAGGAUAUUGGCGUUGGCUCAUACUCCGUUUGUAAGAGAUGUAUACAUAAAGCCACAAACAUGGAGUUUGCAGUGAAGAUUAUUGAUAAAAGCAAGAGAGAUCCAACAGAAGAGAUUGAAAUUCUUCUUCGUUAUGGACAGCAUCCAAACAUCAUUACUCUAAAGGAUGUAUAUGAUGAUGGAAAAUAUGUGUAUGUAGUAACAGAACUUAUGAAAGGAGGCGAAUUGCUGGAUAAAAUUCUUAGACAGAAGUUUUUCUCAGAGCGAGAGGCCAGUGCUGUCCUGUUUACUAUAACCAAAACUGUUGAGUAUCUUCAUGCACAAGGGGUGGUUCACAGAGACUUGAAGCCUAGCAACAUUCUUUAUGUGGAUGAAUCUGGUAAUCCAGAAUCUAUUCGAAUUUGUGAUUUUGGCUUUGCAAAACAGCUGAGAGCGGAAAAUGGUCUUCUCAUGACUCCUUGUUAUACUGCAAAUUUUGUUGCACCAGAGGUUUUGAAACGACAAGGUUAUGAUGCUGCCUGUGAUAUAUGGAGUCUUGGUGUCCUCCUUUAUACAAUGCUUACUGGUUACACUCCAUUUGCAAAUGGUCCUGAUGAUACUCCAGAGGAAAUAUUGGCACGGAUAGGUAGCGGAAAAUUCUCACUCAGUGGUGGUUACUGGAAUUCCGUUUCAGAUACAGCAAAGGACCUGGUAUCAAAGAUGCUUCAUGUAGAUCCUCAUCAGAGACUGACUGCUGCUCUUGUGCUCAGACAUCCUUGGAUUGUCCAUUGGGACCAAUUGCCACAAUACCAACUAAACAGACAGGAUGCACCACAUCUCGUAAAGGGUGCCAUGGCAGCUACAUACUCUGCUUUAAAUCGCAAUCAGUCACCAGUUUUGGAACCAGUAGGCCGUUCUACUCUUGCUCAGCGGAGGGGUAUUAAAAAAAUCACCUCAACAGCCCUGUGAAGUGACCUCAGUGAGAUACUUGGUACCAUGAUGUAAGCUGAUAGCACAAGUUCUGGCGACAGGUAGCACAUACCUGAGAGACACUUGCAAGCACACACUGUCCCAGCUGGUACCCAUAAUGCUGCUGCUCCUGCUGUUCCUGCUUUCAUCUCUUCUCGCUUUAAUUGAUUCUUAGCAAGUUAGAUUUUCCUGGAGCUUCGAAAUGAAAAUGGAAACGGAAACAUGAUGAAGAUAUAAUCACUGAAUCAACACGAAAAAUAAUGAACACAUGAAUACCACCUAAAAUACACUGAAUAAAAGUACUCUACACCAUAUAGCAUUAUUUUUAUAGGAAAUAUUUCAUGUCCCCUAAAUAUUCUUUUGUUAGUUAUAGGGAUGGACAGUUUAUGUUAAGCACUUAGCUUAAACAAUCCGUUUAUAUUAGCACUGUAUCCCUUGUGCCAUCCAACAUUUUGUAUGUUUUUGUAAACAGUUCAUAUACAGUACAUUUCUGUACUGAUUUCUUUAAUGUAUACAUGCCUUGUUUAACUUGGAGUCUAUUAAUCAAUUGACUAUUAAAUCUGGAUAAAUAGUUCACCUGGACUAACAGUAUUGUUGGGGAACCUUAAAGAUGGCCAGACUGAUUGAACAGCUGUUGAAUGUAAUUCUUUCAAAUUGUACAUAUCUUCCUCCAUCUGUUUCACUGGUUUGUUCAUUUGUUUCUUCAAGUCAGGUGCUCUGUCAGACUAACCUAAAGAGCUGUUAAUGGUAGAGAAAGUUGUUGUGUGUGUGGCAUGAAAUCAAGAAUACACCUAUGAAGUUAAUCCAUAUACUUUGUGAUUUCUUAGGGUUUCCUUUCCUUAAUUAAGGAAGUAAUCCUUGAACUUUUAACCUUACAUAGUGCUCAUACUUAGUAUUUGGCGUAUCAUUUGAAAUCUUGCCAACGUACAUCAAAGGCCUUUAAAAGAAUCAUAUUAAAGAAAUUGGAAAAGGAAAAUUUAGCAAUUGGUAAUUAAAGCCUUACAUGAAUAUUUCAUGUUUAAAUAGGUGUUCUAUAUUAAACACUAAUUUGAAUGUAAUAAAGGCCACAGGCCUCCAUAUGAAAUUGGAUUUAAACUUUAUUAUUCUAGAGAAUAAACUAUUCUUGGGCAAA